AUGCCACCAAUAAAAGACAAAUACACUAUCCACUCAAAAGCAAUAGUCUGCCAAGACGUCGAGCUCAAAGGCGAAAUCACAAUCGGCGCAAACACAAUUGUCCACCCCAAAGCCUCCAUCUUUGCCAUAGCCGGACCAAUCUACAUCGGUUCCUCAAAUAUAAUAGAAGAGAACACUGUCAUCGUGAACCGACGUCGUGAACCCAUGCGAAUCGGGGACGACAACCUCAUUGAAAUCGGUGCUCGCGUAGAAUGUCCUUCAAUUGGGGAUGGAAAUACGAUUUGUACGAAAGCGAGGGUACAUCAUACGGUGAGAUUGGGGAGUUAUUGUGUUGUUGGUGUUAGAUGUCUUGUUGCGCUUCCUGAGGAUGAGAGUGUUGAGGAUUAUACGGUUUUCUUUGGACUUGAGGCGGAGAGAAGGAUCUGGAGUGGGCGAGGGAAGGUACAGGAGGCGGAUUUGAGGAAGAAGCAUAUUGAGUAUCUUAAGGAAACGUUGCCGAGGUUUAAUAGACAGAGGAAAGGCGAUGUUACAUGAUGCGGCCAAUUUUUAAUUGGGAAUACAUUGUACCAUAUCGUACCAUCAAUUCUUAUUUCUAUGCUCCAAACGGACAAGAAUAGCAUUAUGUGACAACCAUCAAAAUUUUAUCAGGUUCAUUUUAUGC
This is a messenger RNA of Fomitiporia mediterranea MF3/22, 661 nucleotides long. Its product is annotated as trimeric LpxA-like protein. The transcript is spliced from 3 exons. The coding region runs from base 1 to 534 and encodes 177 amino acids. NCBI's taxonomy places the organism in Eukaryota, Fungi, Basidiomycota, Agaricomycetes, Hymenochaetales, Hymenochaetaceae. Gene Ontology annotation, cellular component: dynactin complex. Gene Ontology annotation, biological process: mitotic spindle organization. The record is from RefSeq and is a predicted model, not a curated record. Gene Ontology annotation, molecular function: dynein complex binding.